AUGGCCGACGACGCCACAAAGAACAUGGCCAAGCUUCAGCUUGACGAUGUCACCGGUGAGAUGGUGUCGAAAUCUGAGCUGAAGAAGCGCCAGCAGAAGCGAGCUAGAAAGGCUGCGCAGGAGAAAGUCCGCCAGGAAAAAGCAGCUGCCGGUCCAACUCAAAAAACAGCAAGCCCAGCUCCAAAGCUAGAAGAGAUCCCUGCCGAUCCCGAAGCCAUGUUCAAACUGGGCUUCCUCCAUGACGUGUAUAGCGAACGACCCGAAAAAAAAGUUGUCACUCGUUUUCCACCAGAGCCCAAUGGAUAUUUGCAUAUCGGUCAUGCCAAGGCCAUCGCUGUCAACUUUGGCUUUGCCAAGUACCACGGUGGUGUUUGCUACCUGCGAUACGAUGAUACCAAUCCAGAGAAGGAAAAAGAGGAGUACUAUACCGCAAUCCAGGAAAUUAUAAAAUGGCUAGGAUUUGAACCGUACACGAUUACAUACUCUAGCGACAACUUCGACAAGCUUUAUCAGCUUGCAGAGAAGCUGAUCAGUCUGGACAAGGCCUAUGUUUGUUCAUGUAAUGAUGUCGAAAUCAAACUUCAGCGAGGAGGCGAGAAAGGGGCAACUCCCAGAUACCGCUGCCAACAUGCCGAGCAAACCCCUGAGGAAAACUUAACCAAAUUUCGAGACAUGCGUGACGGCAAGUACAAGCCCAAAGAAGUGUUCCUCCGCAUGAAGCAGGACAUCACCGAUGGCAACCCCCAAAUGUGGGAUUUGGCUGCGUACCGGAUCAAAACCGACGAGCCCCAUCACCGUACUGGCUGGGAUUGGAAGAUCUACCCAACUUAUGACUUCACGCACUGCUUGUGUGACAGCUUCGAGGGAAUUACACACUCACUAUGUACCACCGAGUUCAUCCUUAGCCGUGUGUCGUACGAGUGGCUCAACAAGUCGCUCGAGGUUUACGAGCCUAUGCAGAGGGAAUAUGGACGCCUCAAUUUGACUGGUACUGUGCUGUCAAAGCGAAAGAUCUCGAAGCUCGUGGACGAAAAGAUUGUGAGAGCUUGGGAUGAUCCAAGACUCUACACUCUUAUUGGUAUUCGUCGACGUGGUGUCCCACCUGGUGCCGUUCUCAAUUUCGUUAAUGAACUUGGCGUCACUACAAACAUCACAACCAUAGCUACGAACAGAUUCGAGCAGGUUAUUCGAAAAUAUCUGGAAAAGACUGUUCCUAGGCUAAUGAUGGUUCUCGACCCGGUGCCUUUGGUCAUUGAAGAUGCUGAGGCCGUGGACAUAGAGCUGCCUCUUUCGGAUCGAGCGGACAUGGGAUCCCGCAUAAUUCACUUCACACCAACCGUUUACAUUGAUCGAUCAGAUUUCAGAGAAGUGGAUAGCGAGAAUUAUUUCCGUUUGGCUCCUGGAAAGACUGUUGGCUUGCUGAACGCGCCGUACCCUGUCAAGGCUGUGUCUUUUACCAAGGAUGAAACCACAGGAAAGGUGACGGAAAUCCGCGGUGUCUUUAACAAGGAGGCCGUAAAGGCCAAGGCAUAUAUCCAAUGGGUUGGCACCGAAGGUUCACGAAACGUAGAAGCCCGAGUUUACAAUGCUCUCUUUAAGUCAGAAAAGCCAGACGAUGCGGAAGGAGGGUUUUUGAACGAUCUUAACCCAGACAGCGAAGUUAUCUACCCCAAUGCCGUGAUCGAGUCAGGAUUGGAUGAAGUCAAGCGCCGAGCACCGUGGCCCGAGGCUGCCGGUGAGAGCGAGCUUGGUAAAGGGGGCCCCGAGAGUGUGCGCUUCCAGGCCAUGCGUGUUGGGUACUUUGCAAUGGAUUCCGACAGCACUGAAGACAAAAUUGUAUUGAACCGGAUUGUGAGCUUGAAGGAAGACGCUGGCAAGAAAGAAUAA
Messenger RNA from Metarhizium brunneum ARSEF 3297, 1887 nucleotides. RefSeq lists its product as uncharacterized. Gene Ontology annotation, cellular component: cytosol; cytoplasm. Lineage: Eukaryota; Fungi; Ascomycota; Sordariomycetes; Hypocreales; Clavicipitaceae. Gene Ontology annotation, biological process: translation; glutaminyl-tRNA aminoacylation. Gene Ontology annotation, molecular function: ATP binding; glutamine-tRNA ligase activity. The record is from RefSeq and is a predicted model, not a curated record.